This is a messenger RNA of Sinocyclocheilus anshuiensis, 955 nucleotides long. Its product is annotated as complement C1q-like protein 4. The transcript has 5 exons. The coding region runs from base 1 to 711 and encodes 236 amino acids. Gene Ontology annotation, molecular function: protein binding. NCBI's taxonomy places the organism in Eukaryota, Metazoa, Chordata, Actinopteri, Cypriniformes, Cyprinidae. The record is from RefSeq and is a predicted model, not a curated record.
AUGAAGGUGAGUGUUGCUCUCCUGCAGCUGCUGUGCUGUCUUCUGCUCACUGAUGGACAAACUGAGGUGCAAGAUUUUGUGGCCAAUGGAAAAAACAACCAGCCCAACAUCUGGACUGAGGUGAGAGAUAUAAGAGACAUGGUGGUGGAGCUCAAAGUCAAGUUGGACAUGGCGAUGAAAGAGAAUGCAAAAAUGGCAGAACAAAUGCAGGAGCUGAAGAAAGAGAAUGCAGGGAUUAUUGAUCAAAUAAAGAUAACUGAAAACCAGCUGGAAGGAAUUAAGAGAGAAAAUGAAGAACAACCAAAAGUGGCAUUUUCAGCUGACUUAGGCAUGCGUGGUGAUUUAGGUCCUCAGAGUACUGAGAUCACACUGACAUUUAACCACAUCUUCACAAACAUUGGUAACAACUACAAUCCAGCAACAGGUCUCUUCACUGCACCAGUUAAAGGAGUCUACUACUUCAGAUUCACUGCAUGUGGUACUCAAAUCAGACAAUCACUGGGUGCAAGUUUACAUAAAAAUGUGCAGAAGAUUGUGUCAGUAGGUCAGUGGCGUAAUCAUGAUCAGCACAGAUAUGCAUCAAAUGGAGCUGUCCUGCAGCUGGAAGUGGGUGAUGUAGUUUGUGUGAAACUCCUCCCAGGUUACACCAUCUAUGACAGUCCAGAUAACCUCAGCACUUUCAGUGGAUUCCUCAUUUACCCAUUAAAGUGAUCAACCAUUGCACACUGUACUAAGUUUUGUUGAUUUCCUAAUGAAAGACAAAUUUACUCAUCUGUGCUCUUUCUACAUUAGUUUUGAGCUCUCAUUUAAAUAACUUCUAACUGGUUGUUCAGAGAAAACUGCAUGAAUCACACUUGUGCUGUAUUAAUCAUAUACUCUACCAUGGAAAAAUCUAACUGCAAUAAUGAUCUCACAUGCUAUUGUUUGUAUUAAACACAUUUGUAUAUAAACCUCU